Messenger RNA from Ziziphus jujuba (common jujube), 699 nucleotides. Its product is annotated as receptor-like protein 49. The transcript has 2 exons. The coding region runs from base 1 to 699 and encodes 232 amino acids. The record is from RefSeq and is a predicted model, not a curated record. Gene Ontology annotation, molecular function: protein binding. NCBI's taxonomy places the organism in Eukaryota, Viridiplantae, Streptophyta, Magnoliopsida, Rosales, Rhamnaceae.
AUGGAGUCAUUCCUCAAAUAUGUAGAGGGCAAUGCAAGCAACAAUUUGAUGUUGAUUGAUCUUAGUUAUAAUCAGUUGCAGGGUCAACUACCACGCUCAUUGUCCAACUGUAUGAUGCUAGAAGGUAUUCUUGUCUCCAACAAUCGAUUGAAUGACGUUUUUCCAACUUGGUUGGGGUCCCUUCCGAAGUUGAAACUUCUUACAGUGUGUAAGAAUGAGUUCUAUGGUGAAAUUGGGAAUCCUGAAAAGGAUUUCGAGUUCCCUAAGCUGCAGAUGAUUGAUUUGUCUUACAAUAAUUUCUCUGGUGAAUUGCCAUCUCGAUACAUCUUCACUUGGAAUUCCAUGAAGCCUGGAUUCCUCGCACGCUUCAACGUCUCUCACAACAAUCUGACAGGGCCUAUACCGCAAGGGAAACAAUUUAAUACAUUUGACAAUAGUUCGUUCGAGGGAAAUCCAGGAUUGUGCGGUAAUCCAUUGUCGAGGAAACGUGGAGAUUUACAGUUCUCGCCGACGCCAACUUCGACUUCUGGACAAGUUGAUGAUUCCGAGUUUCUUUUCAUAUUGGAUUGGAAGUUUUCAAUGGCAGGUUUUAUGAGUGGACUAGUUGUUGAAGUGGUUCUUGGGAACAUUAUGAUCACAAGGAGGCAUGCAUGGUUGGAAAAGAUUCUAUCAAGAAUGAGUAGAGGGAGGUGGGAUUAG